CCCUGGCCCCGGUGUCCAUCCCCGCCAUGUCGGGCCUGCGGGCGCUGCUCGGGGUCGCGCUGGUCGCCGUCCUGGCCGGGGGGACCCCCGAUGCUACCGCCCCCCGGAACGUGUCGGUGGUGCUGGAGCCCGGCUCGGGGCGGCUCCGCGUCCUGCCCGGCCGCCUCCCCGCGGCUGUAGCCUGGGCCAGCCUCGACGACCGCAUCCCGGCCGUGGGCUGGGCCUUCCUGGAGGUGACCACCAAUGCCUCCUACAACGACAGCCUGCAGGCUUACGCUGCCGGGCUGGCCGAGGCCACCGUCUCCGAGCAGCUGAUGUACAUGCACUGGAUGAACACCAUGGUGGGCUACUGCGGCCCCUUCAAGUACCAGAGCGAGUACUGCGAGAAGCUGCGGAGCUACCUGGAGGCCAACCUGGCCUGGAUGGAGGAGCAGAUGGGGCAGGGGCAGGACCCUGAGUACUGGCACCAGGUGCGCCUGGCCCUGCUGCAGCUGAAGGGGCUGGAGGACAGCUACAAUGGGCUCCUGGACUUCCCUCAGGGCAGGUUCACCCUGUCACCCUUUGGCUUCCUCCUGCUGCAAUUAGGGGGUGACCUGGAGGACCUGGAGUCUGCCCUGAACCGCUCUUCUCCACGUCGCGUCCUGGGCUCGGGCUCCUGCUCUGCUCUCCUCAAGCUGCUGCCGGCCCAUCAGGAUCUCCUGGUCGCCCACGACACCUGGACCUCCUACCAGUCCAUGCUGCGCCUGAUCAAGAAGUACACGCUGCCCUUCCGCGCCUCGGCCCGCGGCAAUUCUCAGAUCCCCGGCAGCGUCCAGGUCUUUUCCUCCUACCCUGGCACCAUCUUCUCCGGGGAUGACUUCUACAUCCUCAGCAGUGGGUUGGUAGCACUGGAGACCACCAUUGGCAACAACAACCCGGCGCUGUGGAAGUACCUGGACCCACGGGGCAGCGUCCUGGAGUGGCUGAGGAACAUCGUGGCCAACCGGCUGGCCCGCAGUGGCGCCGAGUGGGCCACCAUCUUCCGACGGUUCAACAGCGGCACGUACAACAACCAGUGGAUGGUGGUGGACUACAAGGUCUUCAGGCCGGGGAGGACGAGCCCGCCGCCCGGGCUGCUCACCGUGCUGGAGCAGAUCCCGGGCCUGGUGGUGGUGGCUGAUCGGACAGAGCUGCUGUACCAGCAGGGCUACUGGGCCAGCUACAACCUGCCGUACUUCGAGGAGAUCUUCAAUGCCAGUGGGACCCUGGAGCUGGUGAAGAAAUACGGCGACUGGUUCAGCUACGACAAGAACCCGCGCGCCCAGAUCUUCCGCCGGAACCAGACCCUGGUCCACGACCUGGAUUCCAUGAUCCGCCUGAUGAGGUCCAACAACUACCUGCGGGACCCUCUGUCGAGGUGCGAGGGCUGUGACCCCCCCCAGAACGCCGAGAACGCCAUUUCUGCCCGCUCUGACCUCAACCCCCCCAACGGGACCUACCCCUUCCCCGCCCUGCGCCAGCGCUGCCACGGCGGCACCGACACCAAGGUCACCACCUCGGGGAUGGUCCCCACCUUGGGGCUGGUGGCCGCCAGCGGCCCGGCGUGGGGGGAUGUGCCCCCCUUCCGCUGGAGCACGUCCCCCUGCAGCUCCCUCCUGCACAUGGGGCACCCCGACCUCUGGACCUUCCCCCCUGUCAAGGUCCACUGGGACUGAGCUGCUGGACCACCGGGCUGGACCAUCCAUCCAUCUGUUCUGUGUGUGUGUGGGGGGGUGGACUUCUUUUAGGGGGUGGGGGUCUCAGCGCACCCCGGCUCUCCCCUAUCCCCAGGGUUGGGGUGCAGGGUCGUGUGGCCCCCCCCUCCCUCAGCUCUUUCUGCUUCUGCCCUCACUGCUGUGCAAGGGGCUGUGCCCCCCCCGCCCCCCCCCCAUCCUCCCACCACCGGGGGGCUCCGGCCUCGCCGCGUUUCCCUGCGUGCUGCGGGCACCUGGUUUUGGGGAGGGAAGUUCCCAGGAAACGGGAGGAGGUUCCUGGGAGGGGCGGAGAAGGAGGGAAGUGAGCUGGUUUGGCGGUGAGAAAUAAAAGCGGUCUGUGUGCGG
Apus apus (common swift) is the source of this 2078-nucleotide messenger RNA. It is a transcript of the gene PLBD2, whose product is annotated as phospholipase B domain containing 2. The coding region runs from base 27 to 1694 and encodes 555 amino acids. Gene Ontology annotation, biological process: phospholipid catabolic process. Lineage: Eukaryota; Metazoa; Chordata; Aves; Apodiformes; Apodidae. The record is from RefSeq and is a predicted model, not a curated record. The transcript has 12 exons. Gene Ontology annotation, cellular component: extracellular region. Gene Ontology annotation, molecular function: glycerophospholipase activity.